Phymastichus coffea is the source of this 2142-nucleotide messenger RNA. RefSeq names its product dolichyl-phosphate beta-glucosyltransferase (gene wol). The record is from RefSeq and is a predicted model, not a curated record. The transcript is spliced from 5 exons. Gene Ontology annotation, cellular component: endoplasmic reticulum membrane. NCBI's taxonomy places the organism in Eukaryota, Metazoa, Arthropoda, Insecta, Hymenoptera, Eulophidae. The coding region runs from base 155 to 1147 and encodes 330 amino acids.
UUCGGCUUGAGCCGUUGAGCCGAGUUCCGAAUGAAGCUUUCGUGGGAUACUCGUCGUCGUAGCAGCUUGGGUGCCACGUCAAGCGGUAAUGUGAAGAAAUGUUAUUAACAAUUCGUUUGACAUAGCGGAUACUGCACUUCUUACUUUGGUUACAAUGUCUUUAAGCGCAUUAUGGCUCUAUUUGGCUGUAUUCAUUUUGACUAUUGUAUUUUUGAUCUUAAUAACAGUGUACAUAAUAUGUAAAUAUACAGAGCCGUACCCCAAAGUGCAUAGGUAUGAAGAAGAAAAAUAUUUCCUUGAUCCAAAUACUAAGGAAAAAACAAAAUUUCCAUCUUUAGAAGAUGAUUGGAGCAUAAACCUCAGUGUUAUUGUUCCUGCGUACAAUGAAGAAACAAGACUGCCACCCAUGUUGGAGGAAUGCCUGAAGUAUUUGGAGCAACGAAAAAAGUCAGGAUUCACAUAUGAAAUUAUAGUUGUUAGUGAUGGAAGUACUGAUAAGACUGUUGAGGUUGCACAUUCUUAUGCUAAGAAAUACAAUACAGUGAGAGUAUUGGCACUUGUAAAAAAUAGAGGCAAAGGAGGUGCUGUGAGACUGGGUAUGCAGAGUGCCAGAGGAAGUGCUUUGCUUUUUGCUGAUGCAGAUGGUGCUACAACUUUCAGUGACUUGGAAAAGCUCGAAGAAAGCCUUAAAAGUGUCUUGAGCUGCGACUACAUUUCAUCGCCGGAGAAAACGUCCAAAUCUCACGGUAUUAUCUGCGGUUCUCGCGCACACUUAGAAGAAGAAGAAAAGGCAAAACGUUCCUUAUUCCGUCUGCUACUUAUGUAUGGCUUCCAUUUUCUCGUAUGGUUUUUCUGCGUGAAACACGUGCAUGACACGCAAUGCGGUUUCAAGUUGCUAACUCGUGAAUCUGCCCGUAUCAUUUUUACGGCAUUACACGUGGAACGCUGGGCAUUUGAUGUUGAGAUGCUGUACAUUGCUGAAGUAUUGAAUCUACCUUUGACAGAGAUAGCUGUUGAAUGGCAAGAAAUUGAUGGCUCAAAAAUUGUGCCAGUUUGGAGUUGGCUACAAAUGGGACGGGAUUUGAUACUCAUCUCGCUAAGGUACAAACUUGGAUCAUGGAAGAUCAUGAAAGUUAAGAGUUCUUGAAAAGAAAAUUGUCAGUUUGGAUUAGCACAAUGCUAAUUUGAAUAAUUUUUUUCUUUGUGAUAUAACAAUUUAGCUUGAAAGUAAUUCAUUUUCCAGAAGUACAAUUAAUGUUUGUUUCUUAUUUUAUCUAUAAUUUUUAUAGAGGCUUACAAAAUAGGCAUUUAUACUUUCAGUUCAUAUACAAAUUGUUGAAUGGAAGUAAGCAGAAAAUAAUUGCACAGUACCGUGUAUCGAGUACGUGCAUUUUAACACUGUAAUUGUACAUAAAUACAAAUGAGACACGUUUAUUUUUGACAGCUUUUAUGAAAGCUCUUGAGUGCCGACAUCAAAUAAAUGUUGCGCAUCGCUAUAAUUAAAGAUAGUCUCACCAUUACAUGCGCCCGAUAAGCCUAUUCUGACAACUGAUACUUAGUUUUUUAAUUAAUUUUGUCAACUCAAAAUAAUACUUCAAAUAUAUACAACGCACAUUUUCCAUGUUACUCGUUACUUUACUCUAAAUUUCAACCAUUAAUUGUACUGUGACGAAUAUGUGCAAAAUAUUAUUACUCUAUUUCUUUAUGGUAUUAAAAUUUAGAAAAAGAUUCGCUAACUGAUAAAUAUCUAAUCUACUCUUCCGGUUGUUGAUACUAUUACGAGAGUUUUAGCAUUUUGCUCGCGUGUGAAACUAUAUAAGUUGCUCACAAAUGUAGACCGUGUGUUUUGGUAAUGUCACUCAAAAGCUUGCAUAACUUUUAUAUAAAAAAUUUAAUAAAGGAAAUAAAAAAACAAUUAAUGCAAUAUCGUUUAAUUUACAACAAAACAAAAUCUCCAACAACAUUAUAGCUUUUAAAUCAAAAUGCAGUCAAUAAAGGACAAUGAUUUUUCAAUCUUACGUAAGCGCUCUAUGCACGUUGCGUUGCUUGUAAAAUGGAGCGUAAUAUAUAGAAGAGUGAAUUUUCCUAACAAUCUAUUGUGUAAAUAAAAGAGAGAUCCCAAUCCCUUCUAUGGGAAAAUCC